ACUCUUUACUUAACAGUUAUCACAUAGACAUAAUGGCCGUUAUCAACCAACCAAACAGCCAAAUCAGAUUGACAAAUGUCUCGCUAGUCCGCAUGAAAAAGGGCAAAAAGAGAUUUGAAAUUGCCUGCUAUCAAAACAAAGUGCAAGAUUGGAGACUGAAAGUCGAAAAAGAUCUUGAUGAAGUGCUUCAAAUCCCACAAGUGUUCAUGAACGUAUCCAAGGGACAAGUUGCCAACAAUGACGAUUUACAGAAGGCGUUCGGGACGACAAACCAAGACGAAAUAAUUUUAGAGAUUUUGAACAAAGGUGAGAUCCAAUUGAAUGAAAAGGAACGUAAUGCUAAUUUACAACAGAAACAGAACGAGUUCUUGAACAUCAUCAGUACAAAAUGCAUAAACCCAAGAUCAAAAAAGAGAUAUCCUCCUUCAAUGAUUGAGAAGGCGUUGAAUGAGGUCAAGUUCCAUUUGAACCCCACCAAGCAGACAAAGAUCCAGGCAUUGGAUGCGAUCAAGAUGUUGGUUGAAAAACAGAUUAUUCCUAUUGCCAGAGCCCAGAUGAAGAUCAGGAUCAUCUUGACCAAGAAGGCAUACCAAAAGGUGUUUACUUCUGAUAUAAAACCAAAUAUUGAUCAAGUAGAUGAGGAAGAGUUCACUGGGAAGCAGUACGAGAUUGUCGGUAUAAUAGAUCCAAUCAACUAUAGAGUGUUAGUAAGCAUAAUUGAAGGUGACCAAGCCAAGAUCGGUAAGGGAGAAGGGACAAUUGAAGUGUUGGACAUGUCUGCCGUUAAAGAGUAGAUCGAUGAGUUGUGCGUAAAUAGCAGAAUUUCCGCGUAAAUAACAUCCCUAAUAAAUUUCUACACCAUCA
Molecule: messenger RNA, 864 nt
Organism: Spathaspora passalidarum NRRL Y-27907
Lineage: Eukaryota; Fungi; Ascomycota; Pichiomycetes; Serinales; Debaryomycetaceae
Product: guanine nucleotide exchange factor
Exons: 1
Coding region: 33-794 (253 amino acids)
Biological process (GO): ribosome biogenesis; cytosolic ribosome assembly
Source: RefSeq, a predicted model, not a curated record